This is a messenger RNA of Arctia plantaginis, 429 nucleotides long. The record is from the annotation of a GenBank genome assembly. NCBI's taxonomy places the organism in Eukaryota, Metazoa, Arthropoda, Insecta, Lepidoptera, Erebidae.
AUGUCUGCACAGAUGGAGAAAGAUGGUCCAGCCGGUGCAAUCUACAAAUGUUCUGACAAUGGAUGGAUAAACGAGAAUUUGUUUUCUGAAUGGCUACAACAUUUCACUGCGCAUACUAAGCCGUCACCUGAACAACCCAUUCUACUGAUACUGGAUAAUCCAAUGCCAGCCAUAUGUCACUACAAAUCUUUGAGCACUGCAAACAAAAUAACAUACAUAUGCUUUCACUACCUCCGCACACAUCACACCGCAUGCAGCCGCUUGAUGUCACAUUUUUUGGGCCUUUUAAAGUUGCUUACAAGAGAGUGUGAUUUAUUUUUAAAAUCUCGGCUUGCAGAAAAAAUUACACCUUAUGAUGUGGCAGCGCUAUCAAACAAAGCUUAUGAAGCUGUGGCAUCUAUUAACAAAGGAGUGUCUGGAUUUCGAUAA